Metarhizium brunneum ARSEF 3297 is the source of this 777-nucleotide messenger RNA. RefSeq lists its product as uncharacterized. NCBI's taxonomy places the organism in Eukaryota, Fungi, Ascomycota, Sordariomycetes, Hypocreales, Clavicipitaceae. The record is from RefSeq and is a predicted model, not a curated record.
AUGAGGUCUUCUCUUCUUGUUAUCGUGCUGCCACUUGUUGGCGCUACUCCUCGAGGACCUCCUGGCGAGUGUGAUACAAAGACUGCUGUUUCAAAAAGAGGUUGGUUAGGCCAUGAUGUAUUGGACGGAAACUCGAUCCAGCCAGCUCACUAUUCAACAUGGCAUUGGUCCAACUUUGGUCUGUGCAAGGGGGAUUGGUCCAACUUUGGUUUGUGCAAGUGGGAUUGGUUCAACUGGUGGAAUUGGUUAGGUUCCGGUGAUGAGUCUUGUGAGACCGACGACGAUACACCACGACCCCAGAAACCGACUCCCACCAAGCCUGAAACGCCAGAGGAGCCUCCUACACAACCGUCCCCAAGCACUACCCAGGCCCCUCCUCCUGGCGGCGGCAACGGACCUGAGUAUAUCAAUCGUGUCAACAAGUGGAUGGAUGCUUGUGGGCUACGCCACCUGGCGCACGACUCCACGUUGGAGAGCAAUGCUCACCAGACAAGUGUGGAAGCUAAUGGAAACAUGGUUCAUAACAUGUUGCCUGGUACCAUGGCACAGGUCAUGGCACACGGCGAUCUAACGGCAAAUUUCGACCGGGCGUUUGUAGGUGGCUGGCUCUGCGAGAUUAAAACACUUUUCAAAGACAAGAAUUUCUGCGACGAGAGCUCCCUAGCCGAAGGAUGGACGUAUAGUGGCACGCGCCAUGCCGAGAUCUUGUCCAACUCACGGUACACAAAGAUUGGAUGCGGAACUGCCCAGAGCAUUGUGACCUGUGACGUUGCCUAG